CUAGAGGGCGCCAUCUCAGAAGUAAUCGGACUCACAGUUCGUCGACUGACGACAAAAAACCGGAAGUUUACUACACAACUGCUAACGUUUAGCAUACGCGGUUUGUUUUCCUUCCAGCCCACCUUUAAGAUGGUUUGUGAAAAGUGUGAGAAGAAACUCGGAAAAGUCAUCACCCCGGAUACAUGGAAGGAUGGAGCACGGAAUACGACUGAAAGCGGUGGCCGCAAGCUGAAUGAAAACAAGAUGCUGACUUCUAAGAAAGCCAGGUUCGACCCUUAUGGCAAGAGGGGUUUUGCCAUUUGUCGGAUCUGUAAGAGUUCAGUUCAUCAGUCUGGCUCCCACUAUUGCCAGGGUUGCGCCUACAAGAAAGGAAUUUGCGCAAUGUGCGGGAAGAAGGUCCUGGACACAAAGAAUUACAAGCAAACAUCAGUGUGAUUGGUUGGACUACAGUCAGUUGAGAGAGGUGGAAUGAAGGGCCAUUUAGUGUUCAAGAGUGUGUUCCACAGUGCUCUCUAAGAGAAAGACGGGGACAGUGAUCUUUACAGCUAAUCCUUCGAUAAACAUUUGGCUUUUAUUGGCUGGGAGUGACAGAGUGAGUUUCUCGAUUGUUUUCAUAGUUUGUGUACAGAUCUUUAUUUAAAUAAAUACCAUCUGUUGCAUGUAA
Synchiropus splendidus (mandarinfish) is the source of this 664-nucleotide messenger RNA. It is a transcript of the gene cript, whose product is annotated as cysteine-rich PDZ-binding protein. Gene Ontology annotation, molecular function: PDZ domain binding; microtubule binding. The transcript is spliced from 5 exons. The coding region runs from base 130 to 435 and encodes 101 amino acids. Gene Ontology annotation, biological process: cytoplasmic microtubule organization. Gene Ontology annotation, cellular component: dendrite. The record is from RefSeq and is a predicted model, not a curated record. Lineage: Eukaryota; Metazoa; Chordata; Actinopteri; Syngnathiformes; Callionymidae.